Ananas comosus (pineapple) is the source of this 2778-nucleotide messenger RNA. RefSeq names its product glutamate receptor 2.1-like. The record is from RefSeq and is a predicted model, not a curated record. The coding region runs from base 1 to 2778 and encodes 925 amino acids. Lineage: Eukaryota; Viridiplantae; Streptophyta; Magnoliopsida; Poales; Bromeliaceae. Gene Ontology annotation, molecular function: ligand-gated monoatomic ion channel activity; signaling receptor activity. The transcript is spliced from 6 exons. Gene Ontology annotation, cellular component: plasma membrane.
AUGCUGAGUGAAGGGAGAGAAAUGGCUCUAGCUCUUCCUUACGUUUAUUUGCUUUGCUUGAUUCUGCUUUUGAGUGGAAGUGCGGCGGCGUUAGCCGAUUCGAGUAAUGCCGGCGGCGGCAGGAUCGGCGCGAUUGUCGACUGCGGGUCUCGCGCCGGGAGGGAGGAGAGGGUGGCCGUGGAGAUGGCCAUUGAUGACUUCCGUAAUCGCACCGGCCGCAGCCCGGCUCUACAUGUUGUGGACUCUGCGGGGGAUCCUGUGCGCGCUGCGUCUGCCGCCAUAUCUCUCAUCAACAAGCAGCAGGUGCACGCCCUCAUCGGGCUACGAACAUGGGAAGAAGCGGCGUUCGUCGCCGAGAUCGGCCAACGAGCCCGUGUGCCGAUCCUCAUGUUCGCGAGGACGAGCCCCCCCUCCGCUGCCGAGCGCUGGCCCUUCCUCGUCCGCGUGGCGCCCAGCCAGGACGCGCAGAUGCGCGCUGUCGCCGCCGUCGUCAGCUCCUGGCAGUGGCGGAGGGUCACCAUCAUCUACGAGGACGUCGACUACACCGCCACCAGCAUCAUUCCCCACCUCGCGGACGCACUUCGCAACAUUGGCUCCGAGAUCGACCGCCGCGUGGCCGUCCCUUCCUCCGCGGCAACCCUCACCGAGAAGCUCGAGGAGCUGAAGACCGGGCAGUGCCGCGUGUUCGUCGUCCACACGUCGAUCCAUCUCGCUGCUCGGUUAUUCGCAACGGCAAAUGAGAUGAAUAUGAUGGAGAGUUCUUACGUCUGGAUAGUAACUGAUGGAAUAACAAGCCUCCUCGAUUCGCUUAACGCGUCGACGAUCGCGCCGAUGCAAGGGGUUCUUGGUGUGAGCAACUACUUCGCUCCUAGCUCUCGGGUCCGCGAUUUUAAUGCGAGAUUCAACGCGAGGUUUCGUUUAAGGUACCCACAAGAAGAGAGUAAAGACCCUCAGUUUUUGCCCUACUUGGCAUAUGACACAGCUUGGGCUGUGGCUAUGGCAAUGGAAAAGAUUAACCCUACUAACAACAACGCAUCAAAAAUUAAUAGGGAGAAUUCGAAGGACUUGAUCCCUAUAUGGGUUUCGUCGGAUGGUUUGAAACUAUCGGAAUAUAUUCGUCGAAGUAAUUUCUCCGGUUUAAAUGGCCAAUUCUAUUUUGUAGACGGCGAGUUUGCUCCGCCAAGAGCUUUUGAGCUUGUGAAUGUUGUAGGAAAAAGCUAUAGAGUAUUGGGGUUUUGGUCGCAAGAGCUUGGCUUCUCGAAGAGUAUGGAUCAAGGAGAGGAUUAUGGUUCAUCGAUGAAGGUGCUGGGCCCAGUUUUUUGGCCUGGGGGACCGUGGACUGUGCCAAGAGGUUGGGCUCCGCCGACAAGCGAAAACCCUCUGAAGAUCGCGGUGCCGGAGAAGGCCGUGUUCCCGGAUUUUGCGAGUGUUAAAUAUGAUCAGAAUCCGAACGAACAGCUCUUCGAAGGGUUCUCAAUCGAGGUUUUUAGGGAGACUGUAAGGCGUUUGCCUUACGAUUUGCCGUAUAAGUUUGUCUCCUUCAAUGGCACCUAUGAUUGUUUGAUGGAGCAUGAUCAUAUGAAGGCCUACGAUGUGUUAGUCGGCGAUACAUCGAUCUCCUCGGCCCGGUACCACUAUGUCGAGUUCUCGCAACCGUACACCGAGUCUGGGCUUGUAAUGGUGGUGCCUCUAAGAUUGAAAGGGACAAGCAGAGACUGGAUAUUCUUGAAGCCUUUUACAGCACCAAUGUGGGGCAUAAUUCUAGCAAUAGGUUUGUACAAUGGUCUAGUCGUAUGGAUCAUCGAGCGCAAAUAUAACAGCGAAUUCAGCGGAUCCUUUUGGAAUCAAUUGAGCACGCUAAUUUGGAUAUCCUUCACCACACUUUUAUCCCCAGGAGAGAAGCUGCAGAGCAAUUUGUCCCGUGUGGCUAUGGUGGUGUGGUUAUUUGUGGCAGUGGUACUAACCACAAACUACACUGCGAGCCUUAGCUCACUUCUCACGGUUCAACAACUCGACCUUGUAACCGUGGAGUCACUGAAGAGUAGCAAUGCGAUUGUUGGGUGCACCGGAGGCUCGGUCGUCGGGAAAUACUUGAAGGAAGUUUUACUCUUCAAUCCAGAACAUGUAAAGGAAAUGUCGACCGAGGAGGACUUUCGUAAAGAUCUACUAAGCGGCGAAAUCAAAGCUGCUUUUCUUCGCAUAUCUCACGCGAAAUUACUUCUCGCGAAAUACUGCAACGAGUUCACGAUAGUCGGCCCGGAGUACCAUGUCGGAGGACUAGGCUUUGUGUUCCCCAAGGGCACUCCGCUCUUAUCGGACAUCUCUCAAGCGAUCCUCGAAAUCUUCGAGACCGGGAUGAUUCAGAAGCUCGAGAGUGAGAUGCUUGGCUCCUACAACUGUUCGAGUGCUACGACGGAUGACAGUGAUGAGUUCAAGCUAAGUCCAGGGAGCUUUUGGGGGCUUUUCGGGAUAACUGUUUUUGCAUCUACCGCAUGUUUGACGGUAUACGGAGUGUUCUUGCACCAUAAGAAGAGACACACUACACGCAGUGGAAAUAGCUCGGAUGAUCUACUCGCAGUUGUUGUCGAUCCCAGCAGGCCAUCGUCGGAGAAAAUUGAUACGGUUGAUUUGAGGGGAUUCAGUCCGGAUAUUGAUGAGUCGCUAUGCACGCACUUCGAAAUAGAUUGUGAGAAUCAGGGAACUAGUGCUGUGGAUGCUACCAUGGUAGUAGAAGAUUGUGCAGGAACUCAUCAAGUGAUCGAAGAGUCUCACACUUGA